Stegodyphus dumicola is the source of this 2760-nucleotide messenger RNA. It is a transcript of the gene ps, whose product is annotated as RNA-binding protein Nova-1-like protein passilla. The record is from RefSeq and is a predicted model, not a curated record. Gene Ontology annotation, molecular function: RNA binding. NCBI's taxonomy places the organism in Eukaryota, Metazoa, Arthropoda, Arachnida, Araneae, Eresidae.
UCUAAAUCCUUCUUGAUGACGUAGUUAGUGACGUCAUGAGAUAAUGUCUUCUGCACUGAAGAUGGCGACUGCUCUAGGAGGUGUGAAUGGUGGUACUGAAUCUGAAUUUGGGGAUUCUAGGAAGAGGCCAUUGGACUCAGAAUUAGAUAUUGGGGCGACUAAAAGAUCUCACCAUGGCGGAGGUAGCGUAUAAAUUUUCUAGACCUCCGAUGAGCCUCUUUUUCAAAGACAAAUUAAUCAAUGGGUGUGACGUGGGCUGGACAUGCUGUCCGCACAUUUCUGGCUGUUCCGUACGGGGUACUGCGACUGCGGUUUGCCCGGAUACGUACGUGUUCGUGUGGGUCUACUGAGGCCGAAGCCUGAAGGCUUGAAACCGGCUGCUAAUGUAACUAAAAUCUUAGCCUCCAGAAGGAUUGAAUACCACUCCAGUAUUCCUGGAAUGUGGCUACGAUUUUGAUGAUUAAAUAUGACUAACCUAAAUGAUUUUUGCUCAAGUAGUGCUUUUAGAUGUUGAAAUUUUGUUCUAUAAAUGUACAUUAGCUUAAUUUGUAGAGGCGAAUCGGGUGACUGCCACAUCGUCACAAUUUUUUGCAUUUUAAUAUUGAGUGUCUAGUUUGUUAAUUAUGACUUGUGACUUGGCCAUGACUUCCGAAGUGCACUACCAUGAUCAAGGGCAAGGUUCACUAUAUGUUGAUGACUUGCAGAUAAGUUGUCAAGGUGCAGAUAUGAGAUACGUGGAGAGACGGUUGCAGAUCACUCUGAAUAGAAUUCAAAAGUGGUCAGAUGGUGAGGGCUUUAUGUUUUCAAAAGAGAAGACUGUAUGCGUGCACUUUUGUAAAAAGCAGAACCUUCAUCCUGAGCCUGAGCUUUACCACGGCUUGUUGAUUCCAGUUCUGUCUGAAGUAAAAUUUUUAGGUGCGGUGUUUGACCGUAAGCUUGCCUUUCUUCGUCAUGUGUUAUAUUUAAGGAAGAAGUGUUUCAAAAUAGUAAACCUACUAAAAGUACUGCGAACACCUCCUGGGGUGCAGAAACAUGGCUCUUUACUUCAUAUUUUCAAAUCGCUUGUACGUGCCAAAUUAGACUACGGCUCAACUGUAUAUGGAUUUGCACAGCCUUCUGUUUUAGUGAAACUUGAUCCCAUACAUCAUCAGGCCCCUGAAGUUCGGGAGUUUUCAGAACUUCUCCUGUCCAGAGCCUAUAUGUUGAUUGUUAUGAACUGGUGCUUCAACUAUGGCAUGAGCAAUUGUCUCUUUACCAGUAUUUUCAAUAUUAUGUCACAAUCUGAUCAUCCCCUCCAGGUGUGCAGUCCUUGAUGACUGUCACAAACUUCUAUUUUCUGCACAACCUCUUAACGUACUUCCUUUUUUAGAAGGAACAGAAAUGCUGAUAGAAAAAAUUUUGCUUGUCUGAUAUCAAGGUCCAGGCAGUAAAGUAUCUAGAAUUCUGACCUUGGUAUAAUCCUAAAAUUGAGCUACUGGAUGUUUUUCAAGACCUUAAUAAGAGUGACACUAAUGAGGUAAUAUACAGGCAAGUUUUCCUUAAGCAUAGAGAUGAAUCUCUGAAUUUCUGAGACUAGAAAUCCUCUGCUAGUAGAUAUUCUAAUAAUGCAUAAUAAACUAAAGAGCCAAGGGUACAAUAUUCUUUACUGCUGGGUCCCUGGACACAUAGGCAUAAAAGCUAACGAGCUGGCAGACACAGUUGCAAAGUAUACAAUUGCUUUGUUGAAUUCGCUUGUUCUUUUUAGUGAUAUCAAAAUAGCCAUCAAGCAGAGAAUCUCAAUCAAUCAAGAAUGGCAGUUAUUCUGGGGUGAUCAGGUUUUAAAUAAAUUGAAAAGUAUCAAACCUAAAUUAGAGUACUGGAAGAUGAACAGAAACCGGAGGGAGCAGGUGAUUUUAACCCUCCUUCAUAUCGGUCACACUCGAGCCACGCAUGGUUAUCUGUUGAAGGCCGAGAUUCAGUCUGUAUGUUCAAACUGUAAUGAUGUUUUAACUGUUCGUCACUUUUUAAUAAAAUGUUCACAUUUUAAAAGACUUCGAGUGAAAUACUUUAAUGACUCUGACUUGCCUCUGGACCUUAUAAUCAGGAAAGAGGCCAAUACAAAUUUAUUUGAGUACCUGAAAGAGACAGGCCUUUAUAAUUUAAUUUGAUUUUGUCUUGCUGUUACAUCUUAGUAUUUUAAUGAAAUGUAUUUUAAAUUAUUUCAUGUUUUAGAAUUUUACACCCAACUUCAUUUGAGCAUUGAUUGUUUCAUCAGUUUUGGAUUUUAUAUUUUCCGUUUGAUUUUGAGUCUGUCUGUGUAUUUGUAUAUAUGUUUGAUCUAUUAGCUGUGUUUUAAGUGUCUGACAUGUGGUUUGGCGCAUAUAACCUCUAAGGUUUUGCGCCAGAAUAUGGACACACCAACCUACCUAAAGGGAAAUUGGCUUAUAUUCACAAUACAUAAAAAAAACUAUGAAAAUUUUCACCUAGGCAGCUCAUUUGCUGGCAUUUAAACUCGGAUAAAAUUACUAGCAUUCACCAAUCUUAACCAUUCAGCUCCUGGUAGAUAUCAGUCUGUAGGAAUUAUUUUGCCUGCAGUACUGGAGUAAGAAAGUAACUAGUGAAAUGGUUUUUGGUUAUGCGUGAAAUUUUAUUAAAAUAGGCAUUGCUGAAUUGAGAAUAGGUUUGUUAUGCAAAAAUUGAGCAAUUUUUUUUUCCUAGCCUUUUAAUGUACUCUAAGUAUAGAUCUAAAUGAUUUAAUGGAAAAUGAAAUAGCCCAGUGCC